UGACUGAAUGAAACAAUAGUCCAUCACCCGCAAAUAGGCUAUCGUUAACCGCGGAUCUACUGCAUUUAUUAUGAUGAUGAUUCUCCAUCUGUCGGCCAUAAUAGUUGUUAACAAUGUUUACACGCUGGCCAGAACAACGAAAACAAAAAAAAUGACACAUAUGAUGAAAUGAUGAACCAGAUUUUAGUAUACCCUUCGUCAUGAUAUUUGAUAUAUAUAGCGAUUUUAUACAAUGAAUGGAACUGCCAGAAACGAUCACUGUUGCUCUAAGUUUUUAAUCUUAUCAAAAUACAAGGCCAAAACUGAUAUCAUCGAAUGAUUGUUGAAUUUGAUUUUUUUUAUGUUUAUAUUAUCUUGUUUAUUUAUUUAUUUCACAUACAUCAUAUAUGCAUUUAAUUAUCACAGUAUUACCAUCAAUAUGGAAAUGUAAUUCAUCAUAAUUCAAUACCAAUCAAAUAAAAUAUCAACGAAUAUUGACGUACCGGUUAUUUGAUUUGAUUGAUCUUUUUCAGAGAAAAAAAAAUGAGCCAACCCGUUAAUGAUGAUGAUGAUGAUAAACAAUUGAAUGAUCAUUCAUCAGAUCAACAGCAACAGAAUGGCGAUUCAUCAACGAUUCAUGCACCAUCAGACGACCACCAAAAAUCAAAUGCUAAACAAAUCAAUGCUCAAGAAUUGAUGGCUGAAAAAUUGGAAAAAUUAAGCGUAGAUAAUGAUCGUCUUAAUCGUGAUAAUGAAGAAUUAUCUACAAAAAUUACUGAAUUAGAUCGAAUGGUUCAGAAUUAUCGACAGAAAUCUAUAGCUUCAAAUCGCCAAAUUGAACAGAUAAAAUCCGAAUUACAAUCGAUGGUAAUAAAAUAUGCUACUUCGGAAAAAGAGGUAAUCGAUGUGAAAAAACGUUUCGAUGAUAUCGAUCGAAAAUAUCGAGAUCUAUUGAAAGAACGCGAUCAAUUACAAUUGAAAACCAAAGAAUUAAGCCAAGAAAAGAAACAAUUGUUACAAUCACUCGAACGACAAAUAUUGGAAUCGGCAUCAUUACGAAAUCGAAAUGAAAUUCUUGUCAAUAAAUUGGAACAAUCUCAGGUGCAGACGCAACAGCUACAGCUUUCAUUCGAUGAUAUCAGUGCUAAAUACAAUUCAUCAUCAUCUAAAUUACUGGAAAUUGAAUCAGCAUUGGAAACGUUAAAUUUGGUCGAUGAUAGUGUUGUUCUGAAUAGUGAUGGUGAUGAACAAGAACCACACACCAAAAAACAGCAAAACAAAUGGAUUGAUGUAUACCUACAAUGUACACACUCGAAUCAUAAACUCAACGAUAAAAUCGUCGAUCUCGAAACGCAAAUUACCCACUAUCGAGAAGAAAUUGAUCAAUUAAAUGAACAGCUAGCUAAAUCACGUGAACAACUAAAAAAUUUUCAACAAAAUCUUAACCUAAUUGAAUCAUUAAAACAGGAAUUGAUCAAACAACAGGAUGUAAUCAAUGAUUUGAAGAAAAAAUUCGACAAAGUAAACGAAAUGAACCGAGAAUUGUUGAAUGAAGCCGAUUCAAGUAAACACAAAGAAAGUGAAUUACUUGAAUAUACGGAACGUUUAACAGCCAAAAUGGUAUCAUUACAAUGUGAACAUAAUUCCUUGCAAGAAAAAGUUCGAUCAUUACAAUGUGAAUCAGAUCGAUAUCAUUGUGAUUAUGAUCGUAUCGUUAAUGAACGGGAUCAAUUGGAACAACGAUUACAAUCAACAAUCGAUAAGCAAUCAUUGCAAAUCCAACAAUUACAUGCUCAAAUUGAAGAGAAAAAUGUUGAUGCACAAAAUCUACGAAAACGAAUCGAAGAACUUGAGAAUGAUAUCAACAUUAUGAAACGAAAACACAUAUUAAAUCUUAAAGAAUUAAAUAAGGAGAUCCAACAGCUUCGCCGGAGUCAACAGAAACAGCCACUAUUGCUUGAUGCUCCAUCAACAACAUCGAUUAAGACGACGAUGAGUGAGACGGCCACCAAUUCAUCGAGCUUAUCAUCACGUACAAAUUCAUUGAGUUCAUUGAAUGAAAUGAUCUAUUCGCGAACACAAUUACAAUCGAAUAAUGAUAAUGAACCAAAUACUGAUACGAUAGGUAAUGGAUCAUCAUCGACCAAUUGUAACAGUGAUCAAUUAUCGAUUGAUACGUCUCAAAUAUCAUCGUCAUCUUCAUCGACGACAACAAACCACGAAUUAACAUCAUUAAACGAUAUCGAUAAAAAUACAUUGAUCGAAAGGAUUCUUCGUUUACAGCGUCAACUAAUUAAACGUAAUGAAAAAAUUGAUUUUCUUGAAGAACAUAAUGGACAAUUGAUUGGUGAAAUGAAAAAGAAAUCCAAACUAUUACAAUAUUAUAUAUUGAAAGAGGAAACCGGUGCAUUGGCCACAGAAUCUAUGGACAAGAAUAAGGCUUACAUAUCGAAACGCGGUGGUGGCAUCAUGUCAUCAUUAUACAAUUCAUCAUUAACAGAUGAUACAAUGACAUUGGAACGAUCAUUGGAAAUAAACAAUAAAUUACAUGCCAUACUUGAGGAUACAUUACUAAAGAAUAUGACACUAAAGGAAAAUCUCAAUACAUUAGCACUUGAAAUUGAUCGUUUAUCCAAACAACUACAACAACAGCAGCAGCAGCAACAAAUACAAUGAUGAUGGAUUGAUAAUUCCAAACAUGUAAUAUUGAUAGUUGGAUGCUGGGUUGAGAAAUCGAUGAAUAUUCAUCAUCAUUUUUUUUAAUAUUUACACACAAAUUUUUCAUCUUCCAUCAUAAUGGCCUGUUAAUGUUUGUUGUUUUUUUCUUGGGAAUUUUGAAUAAAUGUUGUCCCAGUAUUUGUACAUAAA
Dermatophagoides farinae (American house dust mite) is the source of this 2847-nucleotide messenger RNA. It is a transcript of the gene Golgin104, whose product is annotated as coiled-coil domain-containing protein 186. NCBI's taxonomy places the organism in Eukaryota, Metazoa, Arthropoda, Arachnida, Sarcoptiformes, Pyroglyphidae. The record is from RefSeq and is a predicted model, not a curated record. Gene Ontology annotation, molecular function: small GTPase binding. Gene Ontology annotation, biological process: vesicle cytoskeletal trafficking. Gene Ontology annotation, cellular component: trans-Golgi network.